UUAUAAGCCCUCCUUCCCUCGCUCCCUCCCUUCAUAAAACUUCUCUCUCUCUCUCUCUAUCUAUCCCUCUCUCUCUUCAACUACCCCAACCACCACACCACGCAUUUCCCUCUCGAAUUCUCCCCACUACAGUCUCUACAGUUCCUACGGUGACUCUUCGGCCACGGGAAUCCGGCUACUCUCCCCUACACGCUAUCAUUUCCCGCCACCGGAUUCCGGGACACACCGCUGCCUCCUUGGAACCACCACCUUCUGUGCUCAGAUGGAUUCCUCGUCCAGCUCCAUGAAAAUCUCGCCAUUGGAUCUGAUGGCGGCGAUCAUCAAGGGCAAAAUGGACCCCUCCAACGCCUCCGCAGACUUCUCCGGCGCCCAGGUCACCUCCGUCAUGCUCGAGAACCGCGAGUUCGUCAUGAUCUUGACCACCUCCAUUGCCGUCCUAAUCGGCUGCGUCGUCGUGUUGAUUUGGCGGCGAUCGUCGGCCCCUCCGAAGCCGCGAGUCAUUCAGGCUCCCGCGCCCUUGAUCGUGAAGCCUGAGCCGGAGGUCGACGACGGGACCAAGAAGGUCACCAUCUUCUUCGGCACCCAGACCGGUACCGCCGAAGGCUUCGCGAAGGCUUUGGCCGAGGAAGGAAAAGCUCGAUACGAGAAGGUCACAUUCAAAGUUGUUGAUUUGGACGAUUAUGCUGCUGAUGACGAAGCAUAUGAGGAGAAAUUAAAGAAGGAGAGCUUGGCAUUUUUCUUCUUGGCCACAUAUGGUGAUGGUGAGCCAACCGAUAAUGCUGCCAGGUUUUACAAGUGGUUUACGGAGGGGAAUGAGAGAGGAGAGUGGCUUCAGAAGCUUCAUUACGGGGUGUUCGGCCUUGGAAACAGGCAGUAUGAGCAUUUCAACAAGGUUGCUGUGGUUGUCGAUGAUGUCCUCACUGAGCAGGGUGCGAAGCGACUUGUUCCAGUGGGUCUUGGAGAUGAUGAUCAAUGCAUUGAGGAUGACUUCAGUGCAUGGCGGGAGUCUGUUUGGCCUGAGUUGGAUCAGUUGCUUCGAGAUGAGGAUGAUGCAAUGACACCAAUUUCUACACCUUACACUGCUGCUGUGUUGGAGUAUCGAGUUGUAAUGGAAGAUUCUGCAGAUGCAUCAGUAGAGAAUAAGAGCUGGAAUAAUGCAAAUGGUCAUGCUGUCAUUGAUGCUCAACAUCCAUGCAGAGCUAAUGUGGCUGUGAGAAAGGAACUUCAUACUCCUGCAUCUGACCGUUCUUGCACCCAUCUCGAAUUUGAUAUUGCUGGCACUGGACUUACAUAUGAGACUGGGGAUCAUGUUGGUGUCUACUGUGAGAAUCUUCCUGAAAUUGUGGAAGAGGCGCUAAGCUUGUUAGGCUUGUCGCCAGAAACAUAUUUCUCGAUACACACUGAUAAGGAGGAUGGCACACCACUUAGUGGAAGCUCCUUGGCACCUCCUUUCCCACCGUGCACACUAAGAACAGCACUAACUCGAUAUGCUGAUCUUUUAAGUUCUCCGAAAAAGUCUUCCUUACUCGCUUUAGCCGCUCAUGCAUCAGACCCAACUGAAGCAGACCGAUUAAGACAUCUUGCAUCACCUGCUGGAAAGGAUGAAUAUGCACAAUGGGUGGUUGCAAGUCAGAGAAGCCUUCUUGAGGUCAUGGCUGAAUAUCCAUCAGCCAAGCCCCCACUUGGUGUCUUCUUUGCCUCAGUUGCCCCACGAUUGCAGCCUAGAUACUAUUCAAUCUCGUCAUCCCCAAGGAUGGCGUCUUCUAGAAUUCAUGUAACCUGUGCAUUAGUUUAUGAGAAGACACCAACAGGAAGGAUUCACAAAGGAGUGUGUUCAACCUGGAUGAAGAAUUCUGUGCCUUUGGAGAAGAGCGAUGAUUCUAGUUGGGCACCCAUUUUUGUUCGGCAAUCAAACUUCAGACUUCCUACUGACACUAAAUUACCCAUUAUCAUGAUUGGUCCUGGGACUGGAUUGGCUCCUUUCAGGGGUUUCCUGCAGGAAAGGUUAGCUCUUAUAGAAGCUGGAGCUGAACUGGGACCCUCCACAUUGUUCUUCGGAUGUAGAAAUAGUAAAACGGAUUACAUUUAUGAAGAUGAGCUGAACAACUUCUUAGAAACUGGUGCACUUUCUGAGCUAGUGGUUGCAUUCUCACGCCAGGGACCCACCAAGGAAUAUGUGCAGCAUAAAAUGACACAGAAGGCCUCAGACAUCUGGAACAUGCUAUCUCAGGGAGCUUAUAUUUAUGUUUGUGGUGAUGCUAAGGGCAUGGCCAGGGAUGUCCACCGGACUCUUCACACAAUAGUGCAGGAGCAGGGAUCUCUGGACAGCUCCAAAGCCGAGAGCAUGGUGAAAAAUCUGCAAAUGAGUGGCAGGUAUCUGCGUGAUGUGUGGUAAUAGUUUCUCUAUGAAGCCUUCCACCUUGAGAGAGAAGGGAAGUUACAGCUAUAUCCCUAUAAAAUAUUUAUGUGCCGAGGCUAAGUUCGGGUUAAACAAUGCUCGUUUCGGAUGCCUCAGAAGGAAAAUUGCUGGUGUUGUGAUAAUAGCAUUCGGUUCUGCGAUUCUUUUUACCCUACCCAUAUGAAGGAUUUUUUGGUUCGUGUAAUUUAUAUAUAUACAUAUUAUAUAUAUAAUAAUUAGGAAUUAGUUUAUGAGCUCUUAAUUUUCCUUGUAAUGUAUGAACCUACAAGAAGGUUCAAAUGACAGACAAAUGUGGUUUCUUUCCCAUCUCUAAUUGUGCUAGAUGGAUCAAUGUAGUUGAAGUUUGGUAUCCCAA
Messenger RNA from Prunus avium (sweet cherry), 2774 nucleotides. RefSeq names its product P450 reductase 2 (gene ATR2). Gene Ontology annotation, cellular component: cytosol. Lineage: Eukaryota; Viridiplantae; Streptophyta; Magnoliopsida; Rosales; Rosaceae. Gene Ontology annotation, molecular function: flavin adenine dinucleotide binding; NADPH-hemoprotein reductase activity; FMN binding. The record is from RefSeq and is a predicted model, not a curated record.